AUGUCGCUCACGCGCUUCACGCCCGCCACUGCCGAGCUUCGAGAACCGGCCUCCCCUUCCCCGCCUCCUGAAGAUCGCGAUUCCCAGCCCCCGUGUCAUAAGCGGCUCCGUCUUGAGGAGCCUGGCGGUGUCUCUGAUGCGGGGUGGAGACUGCCUUCGGUGCCUCGCUUGUCUGAGGUGGAAAAAGAAUGGGACUUGCCGCCCAGGCCCCUCAAGGCGCUGCUUGUAGCAGCUGACAUGAUUUUCGAUAACUCCACAGACUUUCGUGUGGAGAAAUCAGCUAGUGGGAAGCAAAUGAGCGAUCUGGGAUGCCAAAAGAGCAAAUUCGAGAUGAGAAGUUGUUGGCAGUCUUCCCCCUCACAAAGAUUUGAGUCUGGUGUGAGGGGUUCCGGCAGGUCUCCUGAAUCAGGGCUAUAUGACAAGGACGCUUUCAGUGUGCCCCGCAGUGACAGAUCCCAAGCUACGGUUGGUCAGCUUCUGCCCACCGUCUGGAUAGAUGGCGUACAAGGAGUUAAAAACGAGGAUGGAAAACAAUAUAUAGUCCAAGAGAUACACCAUAGUUGUAAAGACAAUAGUUACAGAAAACAGACAGAAUAUCUAUUGUUGGAUGUUACCUUUUACAAGGAAACUAAACCAACAUUUCAUGAAAUUAAGAACAGAUAUAAAGCUGACAGUGUUAUGCCAUCAAAUAAAAAAGAAAAUAACAUUUCAGCAUCUAGGCUAAAAUUAUCAAAAUCUCACAACCAGCCCAGCAUGAAAAUCGCCAAACGCAGCUAUUUUAGAGAGAGCAGCACAAUACGAAUCCCUGAGUUUCCAACCGAUUUAAAGAGCAGAAUGUCCCCUGUCUAUUUAAAGGAAUUAGCAAAGAAAAAGAAUGACAAAAAUGAGACAUAUGUUAGGGAUUUCGCAAACAUGUACUGCUCCCAAAAUAGAGUGAAUGUCAAGAAGCAAAACUUACUGGAUGAUAAAAAAAUUGUGGAUGCAGAAAAUAUUUUUUCUGAGGGUUAUGAAAGUAACCACCAAUCAGUCAGCAACCAAAAUAUUUGUGUGACAGAAAAUAACUUGACCAGUUUACUCCACUAUAAGCACAGUAGUAUCAAGUCUGAUAAAAGAGACCCUAAUAAAAGUUUUACUAUAAAACUACAAAAUUCAAUUUGGAAGGAGGCAGGAACAUGUCCAGACAGUUACACGUCUACCAGAUUAGAAAAAUCUCAAAGCUGGGACUAUUAUGUUAGACACAUAUUGAGAAAAAAUAGGGGAAACAGUUGGAUUAUACAUAAUUACAAAACUAAAUGUGAUAGUAUGAAAAGAACUGGAGAAAAAUUGAAUUUGCUACAAUUAUCAGAAAUAAGUGUUUUAAGCAAAGAAGGUUAUUAUAGUACAAAAACCAUGACUACACGUGAAGAACAACCAAAGCUUCUCAUGAUAGGAACACUGGGUAGACAAAAAGCUUUAAUAAAUUUUUUUUUGUUAAAUGGUGAAGAAAACAAUAAUAUACUGCACUUGCAAUAUUAUACUACGCAAAAAGACUUUUAUUUAAGCAAUACUUUUGAGAAUUUCAUUACAGAAAGUUUUUAUUUCCAAAAAAGCAUUUCAGAAGAUGAAGAAGAUAAUAAUAUUUUAGCUUGGCCUAAAAUUUUGAAGUGUCUAAAGCAAAAUCUAAUAAUUAGGAAUAUAAAUGUCAAUAGAAAAAAUAACAUUUUAUGCAUAUAUUUACAAACCAGUGUUUCAAAACCUCUGCCUAGCAUAUUGAAAACCAACAUAGCUUCUCUGCUCAAUAACUUUGACUCUUUAACUGGAACUGAAAAUGAUUCUAAAUUAGAAGAGGGAUGCAUUUUCAAUUGGAUAAGAUGUUUGAAUUCUUCAAAAAAUAUUAUAGUGGACAAUCAUAUUGUAUACCUAGGAAAGACUUUAAAUUUAAGACCAUUAGGAGAUAAUAUGAAACCUAUGUUAGAGGAAAAUAAGCUAUUUAAAACUGGACAACUUUUCGAAGUAUCAAAGAAAAUACCCAUCAAUUCCUUUAGUAUGACAACUAAAAAUAUAGUUUUAAUGGACUUAGAUGACAUGGCUGCAAUUUCUUUGACAAAAGAAAUUAGUUACAAGAGUGAGACUUAUCCUGAACAAGUCAUGAAUAUGAAAAGUUGGGCUCACUGUACUACUAAUACUGUGAAAAUAUGCUUUAAGCCUCUUCCUCAAUGCCUACAGAACAACUAUGAAUAUAUUAAUGAAAAAUUUUAUGAAAUACAUAUGUACGAACAAGAUUUAGACACUGAAAGAAAACAAGAGCAUAAUAAGAUCAGUAGCUUUAAUUUUAAGUACAAAUUUGAAGAUUUCUUCAAUGUUAGGCCACAAGUCAUACUGACAAGCCACUAUAUAAAACAUAUUGAACAAACCAAUCUCACAGUUGUAACUCAGGUGCGAAAUUUUGGGAGCUUGCUAAGAAGUGAAACUGAAGCAAAAGAACAUGCCUUAAUUUUGAAGGAAGAAGAAAAAGUCACAACACAAAGUUUAACAUACAGUUGCCAAGUUCAUAAAGAUACUAAGAUUGAAAAAGAGAAAAAUAUUUUUUAUUCAGUGGAUGACAUGUUUUCUGUGCAACCAGUUUCCGUAAUGAAUAAGACAGUAAAUGUGGAAGGAAGUAAAUAUGUUAAUCAAAAUAAUCUGGCUGACAGAAAUGAGAAUGUUUUGCAAGAAAGUGAGUUAGCUAAUUCAAAGCAUUUUCAUCCAAGGAAUGGCUCUACAGGAUGUGUUAAACAUCAAUUUGAAAUUGAUCUGAGUAUAAGGAACACUGAAUGUUUUCAGGACUUAACUGCAAAGUGUUUAUCAACAACAGACACUAUGACAAUAGGCAAAGACUUUGCCAUGAAGAGUAAAUUUGAUUUAGUACUUGAAGAACUUCGUAUGUUUCAUGAGAUCAGUAAGGAAAAUGAAAUUAUAAGCAUUGUGGAAACAAACAAUGCACAAGGCAAUUACUUUAGAGAAAAUAAUGAUGUUGAAGAGAUAAAAACAAAGACACAAAAAGAUUUGGAAAUGAAUCCAGUCAACAAAAUAUGUGCAUCUUCUUUGAUCUGUGAUACUAAAGCAGGUCCUAAUACUCGUAAAAGACACCACCGUUUAUUUAAAUGGGAAACAGUACCCAGAAAUAAAAAAUGGGAAGUUCCUAAUAAAUAUUGUGCUUUAAGAACAUCAGAGGAAGAAGUUCUCUGUUCUACUUCUGAGAAAGAUUGUGAGGAGCCUUCAUCUAAAAGACCUGCUUUUUUCUCAGAUGAAUUUAAGGAAGAAAAAAUUAAUUAUUUAGUAAAAGGAGGUAGUAAUUUUUCACACGGAAUUUCAAGAGUGCUACCUCUUAAGACAUGCAGUCGACCGAUCAGAGUUGGUUUGUCAAGAAAAGCUAAGCUUAAACAACUUCAUUCCUAUCUAAAGUAA
Messenger RNA from Pteronotus mesoamericanus, 3426 nucleotides. It is a transcript of the gene RAD51AP2, whose product is annotated as RAD51 associated protein 2. Lineage: Eukaryota; Metazoa; Chordata; Mammalia; Chiroptera; Mormoopidae. The transcript has 3 exons. The record is from RefSeq and is a predicted model, not a curated record. The coding region runs from base 1 to 3426 and encodes 1141 amino acids.